This is a messenger RNA of Dendroctonus ponderosae (mountain pine beetle), 1218 nucleotides long. RefSeq lists its product as uncharacterized. The record is from RefSeq and is a predicted model, not a curated record. The transcript has 4 exons. Lineage: Eukaryota; Metazoa; Arthropoda; Insecta; Coleoptera; Curculionidae. Bases 1 to 1218 code for a protein of 405 amino acids.
AUGCUGGUCAGCUUCGAUGUUGUACCUCUAUUCACAAAUGUACCCGUGGACGAAUCCAUAGAAUCAGUGGCGGAGCUAUUUGAAGAGAGCACAACAAAUCUGUUCAAGGCUUUUCUAAAGGGCAGCUGCUUCCUGUGGAAUGGAGAUUACUACGAACAAAAGGAACGACUAGCCAUAGGAAGCCCACUCAGUCCGGUGGUGGCGAAUCUAUUCAUGGAGAAGUUUGAGAAAACAGCGUUGAGCACCGCACCCCUUAAACCAACGAUCUGGUACCGAUAUGUCGAUGACACGUUCGUGCUAUGGAGGCAUGGACGCAAAAACCUGGACAUCUUCCUCGACCAUCUAAACAAACAGCACUCAGACAUCCAAUUCACCAUGGAAGUUGAACAAAACCACCAACUGGCCUUCCUGGAUGUUUUGGUGUCUAGGCCGGGGAGUCGUUUGGACCACAAAGUAUAUCGAAAAGCCACCCACACGGCCAGAUAUCUUCACAAGCUAUCUAACCACCAUCCAAGUCAAAAGCAGGGAAUCAUUAAGACUCUCAGGGAUAGAGCCAGAAAGAUAUGUGAACCACAACAUCUAACCACAGAACUACAGCACUUGGAAAAAGCUUUUUUCCGAACAGAUGUUCCCAGUUGGACAUCAAAAAAGCUGGUUACGGACAGAUUUGGGAGGCUCAUAAGGAAACACAACAUAAGAACAGUCUACAAGCCCACAACAAAGAUCCGAGAAUGUUUAGGAAUAGAAGAACACCGACAGAAUUGUAAACUGGGACAUGUGGAAAAGUCGGCAGUGACGGAAGACGUCCUCAGCGACGGAACACACAACAUCUAUUUCGGAGAGGCACAGGUCCUGGCCACAAUAACAGGGUAUCGCCCCCGACUGAUACGAGAAGCCAUUGAAAUCCACAAACACGACGACAAUUUCAACAGAAAUGAAGAGACAGUGGUGCUAAACAAGAUACGGUUUUCAGCACUCACCAACGAAAAAACAGCAAGAAAAAGCCACAGCUCGGGACAGGAGAGAGGAUCCAGUACACCGGAGGAUAUAACCACGUCAUCGCAACCGUCCCCCAUCGAGGCGCCUCCCCAGGUGGUGGAUAGGGAAAUGCCUCCCAGAUAUGGGUGUACCGGGGAAAUGAAACACCCGGAGCGGACGAAAACUAGCACUGAACCGCGGCAGCUGGCGGUAUCAGUACUGACCACAAGCAGGGAUUAA